This is a messenger RNA of Malassezia japonica, 597 nucleotides long. It is a transcript of the gene RPL17B, whose product is annotated as 60S ribosomal protein L17B. The transcript has 3 exons. Gene Ontology annotation, biological process: cytoplasmic translation. The coding region runs from base 1 to 597 and encodes 198 amino acids. Lineage: Eukaryota; Fungi; Basidiomycota; Malasseziomycetes; Malasseziales; Malasseziaceae. Gene Ontology annotation, molecular function: structural constituent of ribosome. The record is from RefSeq and is a predicted model, not a curated record. Gene Ontology annotation, cellular component: ribosome; cytosolic large ribosomal subunit.
AUGGACUACUGUGCAUAUGCCCGUUACGCGUUUGACGAUACCAACCUGACGGAGAAGACGGCCCGCUCGCGCGGUGCCUACCUCCGCGUGCACUUCAAGAACACGCGCGAGACUGCUGCCGCUGUCAGCGGCAUGAACCUCCAGAAGGCGCUUGUCUACCUCGACAACGUCGCGGAGAAGAGGCAGAUCAUUCCCUUCCGCCGCUUCAACGGUGGUGUCGGCCGCCACGCCCAGGCGAAGGAGUUCAAGACCACCCAGGGUCGCUGGCCCGUCAAGUCGGUCAAGUUCCUCCGCACCCUGCUGAAGAACGCUGAGGCGAACGCUGACGCCAAGGGUCUCGACACCGAGGCCGUUGUCAUCCGCAACAUUGUGGUGCAGCAGGCCCCCAAGACCUACCGCCGCACCUACCGGGCGCACGGUCGCAUUAACCCCUACAAGGGCCACCCGUGCCACAUCGAGAUCCACCUUUCGGAGCCUGCCGAGCAGGUCCCCAAGGCGGUCUCGGCUGCUGGUCCUCGCCUGAACUCGCGCCAGCUCGCCAAGAAGCGCGUUGCCAACCAGCGCGCCAUUCGUGCUGCCCCGGCGCAGUCGGCCUAA